CCUGAUUUUCGAAUUAAAGCCCCAAAGAAAAGCCCAUCUGGACUGGUUCGAAAUCGAUCUCUAUCUCCUGAAGCCAUGGAGACCCUACUCAUCGACUGUGUACAGAGCAGUCUUCGACAUUUCAUGCCCCGGAACUCCAUUUUUCUCUGCGAGCGCCUGUGCGCGGAGUUUCCUACGGAGUUGAAUUUACAACUAUUGGCUAGCUGUUACUUGCACAACAAUCAAGCUUACUGUGCAUACCACAUUUUGAAAGGAAAACAAAUGGCUCAAUCUCGCUACUUGUUUGCAAUAUCAUGCUUUCAGAUGAAUCUUCUUAGUGAAGCUGAAGCAGCAUUAUGCCCUACUAAUGAACCUAAUGCAGAGGUUCCAAAUGGUGCUGCUGGUCAUUACCUUCUUGGGCUUGUUUAUAGGUACACUGAUAGAAGAAAAAGUGCAGUUGAUCACUUUAAGCAGGCGUUGUCAAUGGACCCCUUGCUAUGGGCUGCCUAUGAGGAACUCUGUAUAUUAGGGGCCGCAGAAGAAGCAAAUGCAGUUUUUAGUGAAGCAGCUGCUCUUUGCAUUCAACAGCAACAACUAAACCAUGGUUUGAAUCCCCAAAAUUUGCAAAUUGUCAGUGAGGAUCGUAUUACUGUUUUAAAUAGGACCUUGGGCUCAGAAGACAUGAGCCCUAGGCAGUUAAAAAAUACACAAGGAAAUAGUAUUAGAGAUAUACCAGGAAAUCAUCAUGGUGCAGUUCUGUCUGGUGGUCCAGCUAGUCAACCCUUCAAUGGUGGUUCUUCUAACAUGUCUGUGUAUAGUACUCCUUCACCAAUGCCAGCACAGUUAUCAGGUGUUGCUCCACCGCCUUUGUGUAGAAAUGUUCAGCCUAAUAUAAAUAUAUUGAGUGGUGAAAGCUCUCCAAGGUCAACAGUAAAUGCUACCAUCCAAGGCCCUCGAAGAAAGUUUGUUGAUGAAGGGAAACUACGGAAGGUUUCAGGAAGGUUAUUUUCUGAUUCUGGGCCUAGACGAAGUACAAGACUUGCAGGAGAAGCAGCAGCAAAUUCAAACUUGAAUGCUCCACAAGUUGGAGCAAAUGGAGCUGGCCAUUCUUCUGCUAGGUAUCUUGGAGGGAUUUCUUCAUCAUCUAAAUUGGGCUUGGCGGCUUCUCGUUCAGGGGCAGUUCGUAAGGGACAAACAAGUGCUAGUGAAAGUUUUGAUGAUGGUAGACGAUCUGAGUCUUUUGAUGACACUCGUUUAGAUAAUGCAACAACAAAUUCUUCUAGCGCAUCUUCAUCUGGUGAUGAUAAAUCUCUUGAACGGGAGAGAACAAGCACACAGAUGGGUGGGGUUCUCACAAAUGGUUCAAGAAUUUCAAGUGGUGUUUUGGAACUACUUGACCUUUUGAGAAUUCUUGGUGAAGGCUACAGACUUUCCUGUAUGUACAGGUGCCAGGAUGCAUUGGAUGUUUAUGCAAAGCUUUCACACAGGCAGUAUAAUACGGGAUGGGUGCUUUCCCAGGUUGGAAAAGCAUAUUUUGAGCUGGUAGACUAUUUAGAAGCUGAUCAAGCUUUUUCUCUUGCACGUCGAGCAUCACCUUGUAGUUUAGAAGGAAUGGAUAUAUACUCCACAGUUCUUUUUCAUUUGAAGGAAGAGAUGAAGUUGAGCUACCUUGCUCAGGAACUGAUCUCAACUGAUCGAUUAGCUCCACAAUCUUGGUGUGCUAUGGGAAACUGCUAUAGCUUGCAGAAAGAUCAUGAAACUGCUCUGAAAAAUUUCCAGCGUGCUGUUCAGCUAAAUUCAAGAUUUGCAUAUGCCCACACCCUUUGUGGUCAUGAGCAUGUAGUCUUAGAGGAUUUUGAGAAUGGAAUAAAGAGCUAUCAGAGUGCCCUUAGAAUAGAUGCAAGGCAUUAUAAUUCCUGGUAUGGUCUUGGUAUGGUAUAUCUUCGCCAAGAGAAGUUUGAGUUCGCAGAACAUCAUUUUCGAAGGGCUUUCCAAAUCAAUCCACGUUCAUCUGUUAUUAUGUGCUAUCUUGGAACAGCUUUACAUGCUUUAAAGAAAAAUGGGGAAGCUUUGGAGAUGAUGGAGAAAGCCAUAGUAGCAGAUAAGAAAAAUCCACUCCCCAUGUAUCAGAAAGCUAACAUACUAGUGAGUAUUGAAAAUUUUGAUGAAGCUCUGAAAGUUUUGGAAGAGCUUAAAGAGUAUGCACCUCAUGAGAGCAGUGUGUAUGCAUUGAUGGGUAAGAUCUACAAGCGGCGUAAUAUGUAUGAGAAAUCCAUGUUUCAUUUUGGACUUGCUCUGGAUUUGAAGCCAUCUGCAGCUGAUGUUGCUGCCAUCAAGUCUGCUAUUGAGAAAUUGCAUGUACCAGAUGAAACAGAGGACUUGUAGUUCACUUGCUAGAGAAGUGCAUGGAGUGAGAUGGAGUAAUGAUCUGACAGCUCUCACCCCCAUGGAGCUCGGCCUGCUUGUGCUCUCGACUAAGCCUGAACAAAACAGCCGGUAGACAGGGCCCUUUCAUUCUUAUGGAGAUUCCGCAAUAUGGGGAUCUUGUAACAUUGUCGUUACAUUUGUUUGUAUACUACCUGGGGAAUCUGCUUACUCAAAGCUGCAUGUAUGAGCAAUUACGAUUUACGACAUGUUGCCAAACAGGCUUGUAUCAUUGGUUUGAACUUUGUAAGAACUGCAAUUUUGGCGGAUACAUUUCUCCAGAGAGGAAAAUGAGUUCUGUUGCAAGCA
Nelumbo nucifera (sacred lotus) is the source of this 2712-nucleotide messenger RNA. RefSeq names its product CDC27 family protein (gene HBT). Gene Ontology annotation, molecular function: protein binding. The record is from RefSeq and is a predicted model, not a curated record. Lineage: Eukaryota; Viridiplantae; Streptophyta; Magnoliopsida; Proteales; Nelumbonaceae. Gene Ontology annotation, biological process: anaphase-promoting complex-dependent catabolic process; protein ubiquitination; metaphase/anaphase transition of mitotic cell cycle. Gene Ontology annotation, cellular component: anaphase-promoting complex; cytoplasm.